Molecule: messenger RNA, 3118 nt
Organism: Bubalus bubalis (water buffalo)
Lineage: Eukaryota; Metazoa; Chordata; Mammalia; Artiodactyla; Bovidae
Gene: RASD2
Product: RASD family member 2
Exons: 3
Coding region: 402-1202 (266 amino acids)
Molecular function (GO): GTPase activity; GTP binding
Source: RefSeq, a predicted model, not a curated record
CACCCCUUCUGCCCUCACCCCCCAACCCCGGAGCCCAAAGCGGGGACCCCGGGAUCGGACGUCCCCACGCCUCCGGGCACCUGGCUCAGCAGGAGUCCCCCGGGUCCGGGCAGGGCAGGGCCGGCGGCGGCGAGCCGGAGCCCGCCCAGCGCCCGGGCCCCGCCGAGCCCUCGGAACCCACUCAUGGGGCACCGGCUCCCCGUGUCCCCUCGCCCGGCCGCGCCCAGCCCGGCGCCCCGAGACGCGCAGAGGAGGAUCCCGGCGCAGUGACCCGGGAGCCGCCGCAGCCCCUGGAAGCCUCGGCUGCUGGAGAGGAAGGCUGCUCCCCGCACCUCCAGGCCCUUCCAGGCAUCCCUCUGAGCCGCGCCAGAGGCCCGGCCCGCCAUUCCCAGCCCCGAGCCAUGAUGAAGACCUUGUCCAGCGGGAACUGUGCACUCAGUGUGCCUGCCAAGAACUCGUACCGCAUGGUGGUGCUGGGCGCCUCUCGGGUGGGCAAGAGCUCCAUUGUCUCCCGCUUCCUCAAUGGCCGCUUCGAGGACCAGUACACACCCACCAUCGAGGACUUCCACCGGAAGGUUUACAACAUCCGUGGUGACAUGUACCAGCUGGACAUCCUGGACACGUCCGGCAACCACCCCUUCCCCGCCAUGCGCAGGCUGUCCAUCCUCACAGGCGAUGUGUUCAUCCUCGUGUUCAGCCUAGAUAACCGGGAGUCCUUCGACGAGGUCAAGCGCCUCCAGAAGCAGAUCCUGGAGGUCAAGUCCUGCCUGAAGAACAAGACCAAGGAGGCAGCGGAGCUGCCCAUGGUCAUCUGCGGUAACAAGAAUGACCACGGUGAGCUGUGCCGCCAAGUGCCCACCACCGAGGCCGAGCUGCUGGUAUCCGGUGAUGGAAACUGCGCCUACUUUGAGGUGUCGGCCAAGAAGAACACCAACGUGGACGAGAUGUUCUACGUGCUCUUCAGCAUGGCCAAGCUGCCGCACGAGAUGAGCCCUGCGCUGCACCGCAAGAUCUCCGUGCAGUACGGGGACGCCUUCCACCCCCGGCCCUUCUGCAUGCGCCGUGUCAAGGACAUGGACGCCUACGGCAUGGUCUCUCCCUUCGCCCGCCGCCCCAGUGUCAACAGUGACCUCAAAUACAUCAAGGCCAAGGUCCUCCGGGAGAGCCAGGCCCGCGAGCGGGACAAAUGCACCAUCCAGUGAGCGGGAGGGAUGCUGGGCUGGGGCUUUGGCCGGGCCUUAUGGAAGACGGCCCUGGCGCCCACUGCCCACAUCCCCCGGACGAAACCCCAAAAGCAGUCACGUUCUGAGACCUCUGAGGGGCCAGACCGGAGGACCCCAGCCUCCAACCUCUGUAUAGUCUCCUGCCUUCAACCGCUUCCCUCUGAUUCCUCCUUUCCACCGCUCCCCUUGGGUUUCUCCGUGGAGGGGUGGAUCUCUGCUGGGCAGGAGGUGAGGCUGGGUGACAUACGGACUUAUGUCAGGACCCGAGUCAGAGCUUGCUUGUCCUUGCAAGAAACGCUGAUGCCAGACGGGCCAGGGUACCGGCUUCCAACAGAGACUCCUGGAACAUCAGAGGAUGAAAACAACACCCGAGUCGGCUGGGAGGGGGCUCUGCCCUCCUGAUGUAAGAUGCAGCUUGGUUUAGGUGGCAGCUGGAAGUUUCUCCCCCUACCCUGUCCUGAAACAUUAACCCUCUGGCUCAGUGGUUUCUAUCCCCUACCCGCUGAGUUGGCCCCCAGCUCUCCCUGACACUGAGCCAGGGGCGUCUCUGUGUUUGAAGUGGGUGUGGCCACGUCUGCUUGACCACGUCCAUCUCCUGGACUGCCUCCCUCAGCCUCCCCUCCCAGGUUCCUCUCGUCUGCUGGUUGUGCCUUGUUGCAGCUGUUACGUCGUGUUCCCAGUAGAAAUGGAAAUCAUUGUACUGUAAAAGCCUAGUGAUCCCUCGUUGGCCAGGACUUCCCCCCAAGUUCAGGUCCACUGCCUCCACGGGGGACACCUUCCUCCUUGGCUCCCAGAUGGGGUUCCUGUGGCCUGUUCGCAGCUGGACACUGCCCUCCUCCUGAGCUUCACGGUUUACUCUGAAUGCAGGCCGGGGCUGCAUCUCCUCCUGCCCCCAUUUCACAGAGGAGGCAGCUGAGACUCAGAGGGCCAAGGAGCAAGCCCCAGCUCCGCCUCCUGGCUAGUUAAGGAUGGAGCUCCGCCUGGAAGCUGGCUGUCCUCUGCUGUGCUUGUUCCUCAAGCAUUUAUUGAGCACCUGCUGGGUGCUGGGUCCACUGUGCUAGAAAACAAAGGGUAAGCGAUGCGCUUGAUGCCCCUAAGGCCAAGGCUCCAUGGCUCCAGCCUCUUUCCCUCCCCCAGCCUGGCCUCUGACUGCCCCUGCUGCCCUACUGCCUCUCUGCACACAGCUGUGGGGAGAUGUGGAAGAGCACCUGGGAGCUAUAGCUGAGCUCAGGAGAGGCAGAUAAGAAGAGCUCCCAGGGGGCCUUUUCCUGGCACCUGGGAUGGGGUUGUGCUGGGUACCAGGCAUGGUGGGAUUUGAACCUGUGGACCAAAGGCUCUUGUCAUCAGCUCUUAACCAAGACAUUUUGUAUUUUAAAUCUCCUUGAAACUAUUGAAGUUUAGAGCCACAAGGAGCCUUAAUGAUUGUCUAGUGAAUCCAAGGCCCAGAGAGGGUAAGUAACUCGCCCAGGGUCACACAGCAAGCCUACAAGUGGCAGAAGCAGGGUUAGGUCGGGGCAUUCAGCACACACUAUGAUGUGCCCCUCCUGAUCCUGCCUCAGCCCCUGGGGCCUUCGGGGAUUUGAGGUGUCAUCUCCCUGAGCCUCUCCCCAGAUUGGCCUUCGAGGGCUUCUGUAGAUCCUGUGUACAUUGUACCCUCGUAUAUACCUGUACACACACGUGAACACACAGAGAGACAUGUGCCCUGGCCUCAGCUCUGCACACCCCACACCUCCCACCCGACCCUGCUGCUCAAGGCAGCUGCUCUGACCCUGCUUCUGACACCUGGCCCCAACCUGAACCCUCUAAGCAGACCAGGUACCCUGGCCAGGACAAAUGUGUGGCUUGCUUCCCUGUAUCUCUGUGUACACUCUCGAUUAAAGUGGGUUUGUUUCUAA